AAUAUUUGCUUUUGUUGGUAGCUCUUUCUCCUUCUUAGUUUGGGGAUCUAUAAAACUGAAAUAGGCGAAUCAUAUACCUGGUUCCGCAUUGGACAAAGAAUUUAAUUAUUUCAUGGUUUGCAGGGAAUGAGAUCUUCACGAAGCCUUCAGGUUUGGAAACUGGGAACGUUCAGCUACUUGGAGGCUCUGAAAUUGCAGGGAAAGCUGGUCUCUGAUAGAAAAGCUCAUAAAAUUCCAGAGACACUCUUGUCACUGCAACAUCCAAACACUUAUACCCUUUGCAAACGGCGGACUGAUCAUAAUCUAUUGAUCCCCACAUCUGAACUCCAGAAGCUAGUAGCUGAACUUCACUAUACACAAAGAGGAGGUGACAUUGCAUAUCAAGGUCCCCAUCAGGCCAUUUUAUACCCCAUUAUUUCCCAUCGUGAGAUUGGACUUGGUGCACGGAAUUAUGUGGAGAAACUUGAAUUAACUAUGAUUGAAUUGGCAUCACUGUAUGGCUUCAAAGCUUGUGUUGGACAAAAGGGUGAGACGGGGGUUUGGGUUGCAGAUAGAAAGAUUGGUGCAAUUGGAGUUCGUAUAUCAUCUGGAAUCACCUCUCAUGGAUUGGCAUUCAACAUUGAUCCCGAUUUAAGCUAUUUUAAGCAUAUCGUACCUUGUGGGAUUGUGGAUAAAGAAGUUACAGCUUUGAGAAGGGAGACAGUUACUGCGCUUCCUUCUGAUGAAGUAAUCCAUGAGCAGUUGCUUUCUUGUUUUGCUCGACUGUUUGGUUUUAGUAGUCUUGUUUGGAAGGAAAAUAAUUCGGUAUUAUCAGAUGAUGGGAAAGUGAAAAAUAUGACUGCUUAUGCUUCGAUGUUGUCAUAUAAUGAGAAAGCUGAAUGAGACAUGGUAGAAAAACCAUGUACUUUUUGCACUGUAUAAUUGAUUUAUUCCUUGAAGAAAAAUCAGUAAGUUUUAGUUAUCGUUAUGUGUUCGAAAGUUGAAUCUGUUUUAGAUAUCUGAGGUGAUGUGUUACAUAUGCGUUGGAAAAUAGUAUCAGAAACUGAAUACUUUUGGAUUCUGCAACACUUAAGUAUAUUAUUUGAUUUUCAUAGGGGAUUUAAGAAUGGUUAAUUUAUUUCAAGGAAUUGGAGGAAUAGAGACAGCAAGUAGAGGAUCAUCGAUAGAAAGUUUUCGCAUUUGAGGUUGUUAUAUUAUACUGAUAUGUAAAUAGUUUAAAGGCAACUGAAAACACCCAUGGAAGGGACUGUCCUCUGUUGACCAUGUUGGGAUAGUAACCUUUUAGUAAAUAGUGGUUUAUCAUUUUAGUGAACUUUUAGUAAUAUUGUUAGAUCCAGGAUCGGCGCCUUUAAUGAGUGAAAUCUUCUCAAUGUUUUCCCAAAUACUUCAAGUUAUGCAUUAUAUACAUGCAUGAUUGUGCCAUUUAUGGACAAAUUUUACGGUGAUCUUUCAUUCAAGUAAUGUGAAAGUUAGUAUUGUAUCUUCUAUUCUGAUCCUGUUAACAGAAAACUUGUUUCUUCUACACAAAAUCUGCAGUCCACAUGCACUUUGUUAUCAAAGAUGAUGAAACCAUCACAGCACUUAUUCAAACUCCUUGAUCAUAUCUUGCAAUAUAAUUUCUUCUUUAGCUUCUAUGAUUACCUCUCUUCUACCCAUGGCGAUGAGGUUGAAAUUUGUAUGAAUAAAGCACUUCGAAUAAGCUGAAUAAUGUGAAGUAACUAAGCAGUGAUGCUGAAUCACACGGUUUAAUGGUUGAAGGAUUGCUAAGUUUGGAAGAAUAUCUUCCUCUAUGAUGUUUCAAACAUUGCUGAUGGACCUUGAACAGGUGGAUACUUCUUUUACUAUGCCGUAAUGUUUUAAAUCUAUGUUCUAAAUUAAAUCCAUCUCUUAUACUGAGAAAAAAUAAGUGGCCAUGAGGGUAAUUUUGAAUUCAAAUAUAUUUAUGAAUCCAAAAAACAUUUGUCAAAGGCUGACAAGCCAGCUAAAUUUAGUGCGUGCAAAAGGUUAAUAUGUUAUUUUAGCCACGAGGCAUAUAGCAUUGACUCCAGGUUUAUAAAUCAACUUAAGCUUUGUAAGAGUCAGUGAUAGGGAUCAUCUUUGGGGAAAAUUUUGAUAGAACCCAGGUCAAAAUGGUAAGUCCUACCAGAUAAGAGGUGGAAGAGAAAUAAGGCUUUUUUCCUAGAAGAAUAUAGGCUGAUUUAUGCUGUGGAAAGCAGGUUCGCUGACCUACUUUAGCUGUAUUUGUUACCCUAAAAUUGAGGUGCAUAACCAUUUAGUUUUUUUAUUAAACAAUGAAGGACAGAAAAUUGAUGACUGAAUUAAUCUCAUGUAACUUAUCACAUGAGAAAUUAUGCUUAAUAUUUGGAGGGUCUGCACAGAAGUCAGAUAAAUACAAUACUCUAUUCAGUAUCACAUGAUUAGCUACUUCCAAGUUCCAACCAAUUAAAGAAUAAAAGGACCAUCACUAAAAUGAUGAUAAAAUUAAGAAAUCUCCGAAGUUAUACGUCACAAGGAAAUUGUUACAGGGACCAAUCAUGUUUCUACUAGUUUAAACAUGCAUAUAAGUGAAUUCCUCCCAUGCACUUCUGGGAUACCUCAUUGACCUGCUGUCUCACUGUCAUUGUUACUUUCCUCUGCCUGAAUGACUUUCCAUAAUCAUACAUUUGCAUAAAUUUGAGUUUAGGGAUAUCCUUGUUCCAAUUAUUGCUGACCCUGUUUUGAGAUUGAUUAAAUCUACCCUUUUUAACAGUGUAAGUAAGUUUGGUUGGUGUAAAGUCUCUGCCUAUAAUCUUACUUAUUCGUCCGUAGUUACCAAACAAAGUCUGUUGAGAAUGUCGGUGUUGUUAAGUAGCAUCUAUAUAUUAAACCUAGUCAGACUUGAGUGCGAACUAUCUGUAAAAAUCCACUGCCGCCUUCCUGGAAAAGAUAUCAUCAUAUGUCCUACCUCCAAAACAUAACCUGUUUCGUCUUCUUUCCAAAAGAAAAACAUGAGAACUAGUAGGACUUUAGUUCUUGCUUCCUUGAUUCUUAUUCAUAUUCUCACGUGUUCUCUACUGUCUCUCCUCCACUGUGAGAGGGAGAUCCAUACGGGAAAUGGCAAUCAACCUAGGAGACUACUAGCAUCUAUCUCCUCAUUCUCAUCCAACAAAGUCAAUCUAAGUGGAGCAAUUAAAGAUCUCCAUAAUUCUUUGGAGACAAGUUUGAGAAAGGCACCACCAAGCCUUUCAAACCCUACUCAGAACAAGUAACAUCAGUAAUAUUCAUGUAGACAUCUCAAAAAGAAAGAGAAACUCAUUCUCUUUCCAAAUUUUUGCAGUUCUUUUUUCCUCCUUGGUUUCACUGUUUAGUAGGUACAAGAAUUGUUUUUGGUUUUCCCUUUACAAGCAAUGGAUCUGUAAUUUAUUUAUUUUUUCCCCUAAGUCUCUGUCUUUAUAAUAAAUUAUGGAGGAUGUAAGGUGGAAUUGUAUUUACAGGAACUCUGUAAAAAUUAUAUUAGAGAUAGAUUCAGUUAUUCCAAAAGAUUCACCAGUUUCUUGUCAAUUAGUAAUUUCAAAACUGUAACUGUAGUCUGAUUAUUUUGCUCUGUUUUUCUACCUUAUAACUAUUUUUCUUUCUUUCAUCUCUUCCUUUAGAUUUAAACUUUUUCAGAAUAUGUAAUUUCUCUCAUGCUUUUGUUAUUUUUUCAUGUGGCCUCAUGUGAAGAGCAAUGCAGGGAUGGGAUGGAUGCUUUAAAAUCUUUUGGCAAAAAACUAAUGAAAAGAGGCUGCACCUGUUAAAUUUUCCAUGUAACAGUUAUGCUAUUAGAAUUUGCACAUCCUUUUAGGUAGAGAAUAAAACAUUACAGCGAUAUCAUGAAUCUCUCUAUUUUUCUUCAUCCACCCUGUUGCCCCAAGCAUAUUAUAAUUUUCAGUCAGGUUCAUCCUUUACAUUUGUGAUUCUUUGAGUGUCAAUGUUCUUUAGUACAUCAUCUUACUCAUCAAUUUCAUUUCUCCCAACAUCUUGACUGCUUUUAGAAGGCUUUGUUUGGGAGGGGGAAAUAAGAUGCAGGGCUUAUAUAAGAAGAAACAAAUUUGUGGGCCCUCUGUCCCAUUUUCUGCUCUUCCCAAACAAAUCCCAAUAUUGGCAUCUCAUUAAUUUCUAAUUCUGAUGAACACACUCUAUGAUUUUAUCAGCUUCCCAGGAUAAACUGGAAUGGUUUUAUCACCAUGCUUACACCCGUGCACUCAUGGUCUGCAGACACACACACACACACACACACACACACACACACACACACACACACACACACACACACACACACACACAUAUUAUAUGACUCGAUUGCUUGUACAGUUAUUAACUGCAAUUUUUUAAAUGAUCCUUGAGAAUUUAACCUCAUAUGGCGUAACUAGAAAUGUUGACUGUGAUUUCAUAUUAUAUUCAAGUAAUUUGAUACCCAUUUUGAAUACAUAAUUUUAUUUUUGCAACUAGAAAUUUAGAAUACACUAACUUUUAACUAUUUGAAUUGUGAAUAAUUACAGUAUAACUGGAGAAUGAUAAUGGUUUGGACUUAAUUGGGCUGAAAGUGUUGCCUUAAGAUAGCAUACACAUCUAUCAUUUCGGUUUCCACUGAACUGGUGCGUCCCUUUUUUCUUUGAUGCCCUCCAUCUGGAUCUCCAUUUACUGCUCAUGCAAAAGGAAUGUGAGGAGGACCAUUUGAUUAUACCGUUCUUUCUCGGCAUACCAUUUGAUUAUACCAUUAUUUCUCGGCAUCUCUAAAUUUUCAUUGGAAUUAUAACUUGUAUUUCUUGCAAACCUUUGGUAGAUCUGAAUUGAGAGGGGAUAGUUUCAGCAUAGCAUACACAAGUUUUACACCUGUAAGAAUCUAAAAUAAAAAUGACGAGGCAGUUUCUUUGUACUUAUUGUUAUAGCCCAAUGACCAUUUGAACCUUUAAUGUAAAAAAAUGGUUUUUUAACUGUCUUAGCUACUCUGUAUAAUCUCUAGAUUGGAGGGUGUAUCCAAGUUAAAUAAGAUUGUUUUAGGGUGAUGUUGAGCAUGUAAAUAGAAACUGCCAAAAAAUUUUGCCAUGCCAUACCUUAUACGGUGCAUGAAAAGAUAGUCUAAUAUUAACUUCGUAUAACAAAAUAUGAUUAUUUUCAUGUGCCAGAAUGCGUGAUUUGUAAUACAGAGCAAUUCCAAAUUUACUGAUAAUGUACUUUGGAUUGCAGAGCCAGCUGAUGUGCUUUGUCAUGCCAAGGUAGUGUUGUGCUGUUGUUUUUGGCCUAGGAGCUGUCAUAUUUUCAUUUUAAUGCAUCAAAAUUUCUUUUUAGGUGUGAAAUUCCUUUUUAUUUUCAAUAAUCCUUUUUUGUGCUUUUGAUUCUCAAUAGUGAAGAAAUGAUAUAUGGAAUAAUCUUGCAAAUUCCACCAUUUUGAGUUUACUUACUAAAAUUUUUGUGGUCAGAAUGCAGAACAAUAUCGUUUCAGGAUAUGCCGAUAUGCACAUUCUUUUUUCUUUCCUUCUCACCUUUCUUGAUCAUCUUGUCCAUUUCUGCUUGGUGGAGGAGAAGACCAGUUCAUUCUGAAAAGAGAGUGAGCUUGAAGAUGAGAUCAAUCUAAUCUUUCUCAAGAUUUUGACACCAGAACAGAGCUCCACGUAGCUGCUGACCUGACGACCUCCAUGCAACGGACAGAUUGGGACUCUCUUUUUCCAUAUUUUGUAAGGGCCAGUUGAGAUAGUCUUUAGCAGUCACCGCCAUAGCGUCCCUUUCACAAUCUGAUCUGUAAGCAAUCAUCUUUUGUUUUCAUAUAAUUCCUCUCAAUUCUUGAAAUGAGAAUUCGAAACAGCCGGAUGUCCUGUUCAUUGCUACCUCUGCCACCUGAAGAAGUUUCAAGGUCUGCUUAUUUUUCUUCACGAGGUCGAUGCUUCGAUGAUCGAUUCUUGGUUGAAGAGGUGAAUCGGCUCAUUAAAUGGUCAUCCUGCCCACUGAGAAAACCUUCAGAUCGAGAAACUCAGGCAAUGCAAUUGCAUGAUCAGUCGCAGCUGGCACUAGCUGAUGAAACAAAAUCCUUAAAUCAUGUAGAAAAGAAAAUUGGAAAAGAGAAUUAUAUGUUGAAGAGGCCUAGCCAUGUGUCCCCAAAAAUUGAAGAAACUGUCAAUGGAGGCAGGAAAUCAAAUUUAUCUGGGACUUUUGAUAGAAAGGGAAUUGCCAUUAAAGAAAAGAAUGUACCGUCGGUUGAAAAUUGAAAGAAUGGAAGCAGUAAAGGAAGCAAAAGCUUCUGUUAUGGAGGGAAAUGCAGACACAACAACAAUGCCUGAGCAAGAGGCAAAGAAGGACACAACAUCAAUGCUUGAUAACUUGGCAAAGACAGAGACUGCAUUAAUGCCUGAGAAAGAGAAUCUUAGUGAAUGUGAUGGUAGUCAAAGGAGCAAGAGCAUUAAUUGUUUAUUAAACCAGGAAUCAUCCCUCCCUUCUCCAAUCAUUUAUGGUCUGCAAGGGCAAGAAAGUGGCGAAAAUUUGUUCCGAGGGGGAAUGCCUAACGAGUAUGAGGGAAAACAAAAACGGAGAAGGGGACGACCAAAGAAGGCAACAAGACGUCGCUCAAAGUAAGCUGUAGGGAUGAGGAGAAGCAAAUAUUUCCCGGAUUAAAAAUCCUGUAGUUGAACAGUGUGAAGAUACAUGAGGUGGUUAUAUGCUUUAAGGUCAUAAGAACGCGAAUGAUAUGCGCGCCGCCCCGCGCCCCCAUCUCACCCUCCACCCCCUCCUCUUCUUUUACUGUCUUUCAGUGCAUUGUCAUUCUUUAUGGUCCCAUUGUCUCAGACAAAACAAAUAUGGUAUCCUGACCAGGAUGAGCAGUGCACUGCUGUAAUAGAAGUAGAAUAAAAAACAAUAAAUAGGUUUCGAUCUU
Hevea brasiliensis (rubber tree) is the source of this 6886-nucleotide messenger RNA. Its product is annotated as octanoyltransferase LIP2, mitochondrial. Gene Ontology annotation, cellular component: mitochondrion. Gene Ontology annotation, biological process: protein lipoylation. The record is from RefSeq and is a predicted model, not a curated record. The coding region runs from base 127 to 882 and encodes 251 amino acids. Lineage: Eukaryota; Viridiplantae; Streptophyta; Magnoliopsida; Malpighiales; Euphorbiaceae. The transcript is spliced from 7 exons. Gene Ontology annotation, molecular function: lipoyl(octanoyl) transferase activity.